GCUACGGAUUCUGUCGCGAGUCAUCGUCUCCAAGCGUGUUUCUAUUACGUCAUAAGUUAAGUGUUUGUGAUGUUGACAAUAAAUGAUGAGGACCGUAUCGAAGUGAGUGAUAGAAUGAACGGCACCUCGAACGUGGCGAUUUUGGACGAGCGGGCCAUCGCGGCUGCGAUGCCCGCCCCCAACGUCGCGAACCUGAAUGUAACCAAGUCAUCCAAAGUUCACAUCGGGCCAAAGUUCGUCUCUGUCACCCAGAACGUGCAAAAUGCAGAAAUGAUUAAAGGCCGAUUUCUGGGCCUUGAAUUGGUGUCGUCAAAACGAGCGCGCAGGUUAAGAUGCUGUGUGGUGGUCUUUAUUAGUUGGGCUUUGAUUGUCACCAUAGGUCUUAUGAUUUAUAUCAUAUACGUAACCCAGCCUACCCAGAUGCGGCUAGACAUAGGUUUAAACGAGACCUGGUAUUUACGUCGGGUCGAUUGGGAUGCGAUGCCCUCGCGUCACGAUGACUAUCUCAACUUACCAGUCGAAAACGUGAUCAUUGGACAUUCCGCCGCUAACUAUUGUAUUCAAAGAAAUAUCUGCAUAGACCAGAUGAGAAUAAUUCAGCAGUAUCACUUCAGGAGUAAUUGGAACGAUAUUGGACCUAAUUUCCUCGUCGCUGGUAAUGGGGAUAUUUUCGAAGGCAGGGGUGCCAAUAUACUCGGAACAAUGAUCAGAGGUAUGAACGGUAGAAGUAUAUCGAUCAUGUUUAUAGGAAAUUACGUAGUAAAUCAAACCGAUCCACUGCAAUUUGAGCAUACCCAAAUCUUGGUAGACAGGUUGGUGGAAAUAGGUGUUUUACGACCUGACUACGUUCUUCGAGGACAGUGUCAAAUCGAAGAAUUAACUAUACCUCCUGGACCGAAUGUAAUGAAUAAAAUGAGCUUCUUUCCUCAUUGGGAUCCUAAAGGUCUAAAUGCUUGUAUGCCGGGGUGACGAAACUGGCAUACAAAUUCGUAAAUUUUGAUAAAUUUUGAUUAUUUCACAAUGGAUUCAUUGAAUUAGGGAUGUUAUGAAUUUGAAAUUUCGGAUAUUGAUGUAGAUAUAUAUAUAAAUAUGGAUAACGAUAUAUGAAUAAUAUUGUAUCUGUUUCGGACAUGUUUACGGGUUUUAAAUUAGUUCGGAUUAUCCAUUAGUUUCGGUUACUUUGGUAUGUAAGAAGGAGAUCUACAAGAGUUUUAAUGAAUUACUAAAUAUAGUAAAAUGUUACUUUAUUGAAAUUGUACAAAAGGGCCUUUUGUGCAAUUCAAUAAAAUAAAAUUCAAUGAAGUGUAAUUAAUUUUGAGUCAUGAAUACAAAAUAAAAAUAGUACAAACAUCGCGAACGGCUUGUGUACGAGUACACCUAAUAUAUAUUAAGUAGACUAUCCCAAACUGUCCGAAACAUUUAUAUCGGAUUCGCUUACGGUUACGGAGUUCCAUAACAUCCCUAAAUUGACAUUAAAUCAUAAACUUUAAUUACAUUUAUUUAUUGUAUUUAGUAAAUUACUAAUAAUACCUAUAUAUCGUUACUUUGUAUUUAGGUCACGAGAUAUGAUGCAAAAAUAAUAAUGUUUUAAAAAUAAUAAAUUAAAUAUUAA
Melitaea cinxia (Glanville fritillary) is the source of this 1612-nucleotide messenger RNA. Its product is annotated as peptidoglycan-recognition protein SC2-like. Gene Ontology annotation, biological process: peptidoglycan catabolic process. Bases 70 to 969 code for a protein of 299 amino acids. The transcript is spliced from 3 exons. Lineage: Eukaryota; Metazoa; Arthropoda; Insecta; Lepidoptera; Nymphalidae. Gene Ontology annotation, molecular function: N-acetylmuramoyl-L-alanine amidase activity; zinc ion binding. The record is from RefSeq and is a predicted model, not a curated record.